AUGGCAAACAAUCUGUUCAUGGAAACCAAGAUUCUAAACCCUAAUACGUCCUAUCUAAGUUUUGGGAAACCAAAAUCUGAUGGUAGCUUGAACGAUCACAACAUGAGCGACGAAGAUGAACCAAGUUUCAUGGAAGACGGAAGUGGGGCGAAAGGUAGAAAGGGAAGUUCAUCACAAUGGCAGCGAAUGAAAUGGUCAGAUAGCAGAGUCAGACUUUUGAUCCAGAUCGUGGCUUCUGUCGGAGACGACGAUGGCGCCAUUGACGGUGGUUCAACUCGGAAAUCCUCCGGAUGCUUACAGAAAAAAGGAAAAUGGAAAUCUGUUUCAAAAAUCAUGGUUUCAAAAGGAUGCCAAGUUUCACCACAACAAUGCGAGGACAAAUUCAACGAUUUAAACAAAAGGUACAAACGAUUAAACGAUAUUCUUGGAAGAGGAACUUCAUGUAGAGUUGUUGAAAACCCAUCUAUAAUGGAUUCAAUCCCACGUUUAUCUCCAAAAAUGAAAGAAGAUGUGAAAAAGAUCUUGAGUUCAAAGCAUCUUUUUUACCCAGAAAUGUGUGCUUACCAUAAUGGUCAAAAGAUCCCGAAUUGCACAGAACUCGAGUCAUCACCCAUUGUGGGGCAAUCUUCAAAGGAUGAUGAUUCAGAUCAUGAGGAUGAUGAUGAGAGUGAAGAUGAUGAUGAAAGUGAAGAUGAUGGGGAAAGAGAAAAAGGUAACACUCAUAAUGUAAAUGUAUUUUUUGAUGAGAUGAAUGAGUUUUUUGAAGAUGUUAAGAAUUCCAAAGUGCAAAAGAAAGAAUGGGUUAUGAAGCGAAUGGUGUUGUUGCAUGAACAAAGAAUUGGGAUUGAAAGUGAAGCAUUUGAGAUGGAGAAAAGGCGGUUUAAAUGGCAGAGAUUUUGUGAUAGGAAAGAUCGUGAGUUGGAAGUUUCAAGAUUGGAGAAUGAGAGAUUGAUGUUGGAGAAUGAGCGAAUGACGUUGCAAUUAAAGCGUAAGGAUCAUGUUAUGGAUUCAGUUAGCAGCUAG
This is a messenger RNA of Lactuca virosa, 1023 nucleotides long. The record is from the annotation of a GenBank genome assembly. Lineage: Eukaryota; Viridiplantae; Streptophyta; Magnoliopsida; Asterales; Asteraceae.